CCGGGCAGCGGGGACAGCGCGGGACUGAGCUGGCAGCGCCUUCCUGAGCCUUGGUGUCCCGCAGGGCCGGGACCAGCCGGGACCUGUCAUCAUGUCCCUUCCAAUGGGCCAUCUCCGUGGGUGCAAAGCUGUUCCCGAGGCCGAUCUCCAAAAGGUUUUUCUAGCACACCACAGGACUCCGGAGCAAUGGGCUCAUUGUUUCAGGCAGAGAGAUUCUGGCUGUGUGCUAGAACAGAGUGAAUUCUGCUCCAUUCGUAGCCUUGUGAAGGAGCUCCUGCAGGGGCCAGCAGCCGGGCUGACACACUUGCCAGGGCCACAAAAACUCACUUGUCAUAAGCAGGUGGAUGCCACUUGUGAGCGUGCAGUGGGUGAAGAUGUGGAGAAUGGAAUCUGCAGCAGUGAAGGCAGUGUGAGGGAGCCCCUGGGUCCCCAGGGCACAUCAGCAAGCGGCCAUGGACACAGAAGCAUCCUCAGAAGAUUGCCGGGCAAGGGGUUCAGCUGCCAUCCCGUGCACAUCUUGGUGCUGAUCCUGCUCCUGUCGCUGCUGGUGGUGGCAUUGGCGGUGGCCUUGGCUGUGCAGUCAGCACCACAGGUUCCAGUUCCACCUGCGACUCCGCUCUUGGUUCUGGGCUGUUCCCAUGGCUGGGUUGGAUACAAUGGAUUCUGCUACUACUUCUCAAGGGAUCAGGGCACCUGGGAGCAGGGUCAGGAGCGGUGCUCCGAGCUCGGGGCCUCCCUGGCCAUUGUGAAGGAUGAGGAAAUGGAUUUGUUCUUCCGCCUCCGCGGGAACGUCGAUUACUGGCUCGGGCUGCGCAGAUGGGGCGAGCACCUGCAGUGGGGGGACGGCAGCAGCUUCAGCUCCUCGGUUCCUGUCCUUGGCAAUGCCGAGUGUGUGUGCCUGGCUGACGAUAAAUUCAGGAGUGAGAGCUGCUCGAAUCCGCAGCCGUAUCUGUGCAGCAAGGCCCGAGCUCCCCUGUAACAGGGGCUGGAGAAAGGAGCUUCUGAAGCCGGAUAUUAGGAUCAGUGACUUCACA
This is a messenger RNA of Catharus ustulatus (Swainson's thrush), 1034 nucleotides long. Its product is annotated as C-type lectin domain family 2 member H-like. Bases 92 to 979 code for a protein of 295 amino acids. The record is from RefSeq and is a predicted model, not a curated record. The transcript is spliced from 5 exons. Lineage: Eukaryota; Metazoa; Chordata; Aves; Passeriformes; Turdidae.